AUGUUGGCCCGAUCUGUCUUGCGGAGUGUGCCGUCGAAGGCCAUCUCCCGACAAUGCUUCCAACAGGUUGCAAAGAGAUCGUCGUCCACAGCUUCUGGCUCGCAAACACAGUCUCCGUUCUACCUCACCUUAACCGCAUCGGCAGCCACGGCUACAGCCAUUGGCUCUAUGGCCUGGUAUUAUCACCUCUAUGGAGAUGAAGCAUUCGCUAUGACUCCAGCUGAGGAGGGUCUCCACGCUACCCAGUACCCUUGGGAACACUCCAAGUGGCUCAAGACCUUCGACCAUGCCGCUCUUCGUCGUGGUUUCCUUGUUUACCGUGAAGUUUGUGCCCAGUGCCAUUCUCUCACCCGUGUCCCUUGGCGAUCGUUCGUUGGUGUCAUGCAUACCGUCGAUGAGAUGAAGGCAAUGGCGGAGGAACACGAAUAUGACACCGAGCCUAACGACCAAGGUGAAAUUGAGAAGCGUCCUGGAAAACUGUCUGAUUACAUCCCAGCCCCAUACAAGAAUGAUGAAGCUGCCAGAGCUGCCAACAACGGUGCCUUGCCCCCAGAUCUCAGCUUGAUCGUCAAAGCCAGACAUGGAGGCUGUGACUACAUUUUCAGCCUCUUGACCGGUUACCCUGACGAACCUCCAGCGGGUGCUAGCGUCCAGGAAGGAUUGAACUUCAACCCUUAUUUCCCCGGUACAGGAAUUGCUAUGGCCCGUGUUCUGUUUGAUGGUCUCGUCGAAUAUGACGACGGCACUCCCGCUACCACCUCCCAAAUGGCCAAGGACGUCACUGAAUUCCUCAACUGGACCGCCGAACCUGAGAUGGAUGAGCGAAAAAAGAUGGGUAUGAAGGCCAUUGUGAUUCUCAGCGCUCUGUUUGCGGUCAGUGUCUGGGUUAAACGAUACAAGUGGGCCACCAUAAAAACAAGAAAGAUUGUUUACAACCCACCAAUUGGCCCCAAGCGAUGA
Microsporum canis CBS 113480 is the source of this 960-nucleotide messenger RNA. Its product is annotated as cytochrome c1. Gene Ontology annotation, biological process: mitochondrial electron transport, ubiquinol to cytochrome c. The record is from RefSeq and is a predicted model, not a curated record. Gene Ontology annotation, molecular function: heme binding; electron transfer activity. Bases 1 to 960 code for a protein of 319 amino acids. The transcript has 5 exons. Lineage: Eukaryota; Fungi; Ascomycota; Eurotiomycetes; Onygenales; Arthrodermataceae.